AUGUUGACCAAGAGCCUCUUCACCACUUCGGUCCUCGCAGCUUUCGCUGCUGCCGCUCCUGCGCCCCAGGACGGCUACAGCGCUGCUAAGCCGACUGAAGAUGUCCCAGGCUACACCAACGCGGAUGCCAGCUUCUCCGUUACCUUCACGCCAGCUGCCACACCCGCUUCGGUUUUCGGUCCUGACUCUCAGGUUGCUGCCAUACCCACCGCACCUGGCUCAGCUCCUCCCCGAAGGAGUUCAGAUGUCACUGGCGCAACCAGCCAUGGCCCAUUCGAUGGCACUCCCACUACCACUGGAGCUGCUAAGGCGCCUACUACCAUCGGCACUGCCAUCGCCCCCAUGCCCCCAAACCCCACUGCUACCUACUACAACACCAAUGGCAAGCCCCAGAACCCCAUGCCUAUUCCCUAUACGCCCGCUGGUGGUCUCGGUACCAACGGCAGUGAGCCCCGCUACAUGGUGAACAGCGACUUCGACUACGAGUCCAUCACCCUGGGUCUUUACCAGGAAUGGAUCGAACUCGACCUGUUCAACAACGGUCUCGCCAUCUUCUCCGCAGAGGAUUUCCUCGACGCUGGUCUGACUGCUGAGGACCGCGCCUACAUUGCCUUCAUGGCCCAGCAAGAGAGUGGCCACGCCACCCUCUUGACCAACAUGCUCGGCGAGACUGCUCCUCCCCAGUGCACCUACAACUACCCUUACCGCACCGUCCGCGAGUUCAUCGACUUCAACCAGAAGCUCACCCGCUGGGGCGAGUCUGGCGUCUGGGGCUUCCUCGCCCACCUGGACUCCCGCGAGGUUGCCUCCCUCCUCUCCCAGUCCAUUGCCACCGAGGCCCGCCAGCAGAUGUCUUUCCGCCAAAUGCUCGGCCUUGCGCCCCAGCCCGUAUGGUUCGAGACCGGUAUCCCGCAGUCUUGGGCAUGGACCUACCUGGCACCCUACAUCAGCUCGUGCCCUGAGAACACAACUCGUCUCGCAUGGCAAAACUUCCCCACGUUGCUCAUCGACAACCAGGCCAACCCCAACCGCUUCUCGCCCAACGAUACCAAGCCCCACGAGGUAGUUGGCGACCGCAUCGCUGACCCCUCUGACUCUACCAUCCCCGCCGAUGAGUCCUGCGUCAACAUCAACGGCACUGAACACCCAGGCUACUCCUGCGGCCCUGCCAUCGCACGCAACCACAGCGAACCCCUGUCCUUCCCCGGCAAGAAGAUCAACUUCACCUGGGAGAAGCCCGGUCAGGCUGUCGGCCCCAACAACUCUUACGUCACGGAUACCAGUGCCGGCGCCCCCGCGUACGUUGCCUGGGUCAGCCAGCUGAACUUGACAUACACGCCCCUUGAGGUCACCGGCGAGAACACUGGUUUCACAUACCAGCCCGCUGCUGAGGUCUACGAGGGUGACCCAUCCGUCAACGGUACCAUGUUCGUUGCGCUGACUGAUGCCAACCCGUUCUUGACUCCCUUCAACUUGAGCAUGAUCAACCCUCACGUUGUUGCUCUUGGUCUGUACCAGGCUGGUUAA
Messenger RNA from Alternaria novae-zelandiae, 1527 nucleotides. RefSeq lists its product as uncharacterized. The coding region runs from base 1 to 1527 and encodes 508 amino acids. NCBI's taxonomy places the organism in Eukaryota, Fungi, Ascomycota, Dothideomycetes, Pleosporales, Pleosporaceae. The transcript has a single exon. The record is from RefSeq and is a predicted model, not a curated record.